AUGGAGAUGACCAUCAAAAGGUCGUCGGAUGGAGUGCCCCAAUUUGCAGGGGAACCAGAACUUCUUCCCAUGUACAGGGAGGAAGCCCUUCAGUACAUGAUGACGUUAGAAGUGAAGAAACGCUACUUGGCAGGUCCUCGCUUGGCAAAAAAGGAGCUGACAGGAGUGGCCAAGGUGGCGAUCCGCAACAGAACGACGCAAGACCCUCAGUGGCUGGCACAUCCUAGGGGGGCAUACACGCUGCUGGAGUUCUUGGAGUCGUUCCUGGCAAAACCUACUUUAGUAGAAGCCUCACGUUUCAUCAUGAAAUUCUUCUACAACCUUAGACGCAAGAAAGGCGAAACAAUGACAGAAUGGGUAGCCAGACAUGCGGAGGCUCUGUGGGAAGCAUCCCAAGCCACGCGAAAAGUGCAGAAAAAGUACGGUGGGAAACCGUCAGCAAGCGGCCUCAGUCACGGUCCACCAGUUCGCCAGUGGUGGUCUCGGACAACAAAUUCUGUGCCUUCAGGUCGGACUUCCGGAAGGACUUCGGAGGUUGGCCAGGAGACUGGCCACGAAGAAGGUGGAGAUGGAACAGAUGAUCCCGAGACGACAGAAGAUGCAGAUGGAGAAGAAGAAGCUGGGCAAGACGAGGUGUGGAACAGCUGGCGCCGAAAUUCCUGGUCUGGGUGGUCGGGCUGGUCAGGUGGAUACUGGUCGGCAUGGUCUGACUGGUCAGAUUCCUGGAAAAGUCAAGAGCACGAGCCGCCGGACUCAUGGGAUAAGAGUGCUGAGCCAUUCCUGCCAGAGUUUCUUGCAGGUUUUCUUCUUCUCAAUCGCGCAGGCCUGGAUGCCCAUGAGAGGGCAAACAUCCUGGCCGCGAUCCGGGGCGAGUUCAGCACCACAACUGUUGGACGAGCACUCCGUGAACAGUGGUCGGAUGAUGACUUGGCACGCAGGGACAAGGCAAAGAUGGGAACGUCUUACUAUGUCUCUGAGGACUAUGAGGAUGAAGCGCUUGCUGCCGAGGACUCCUUCCAAGACCUUGACGGCUUCGAUGAGGAGACGAAAGAGGCCUACAUGCUCGAGCAGGAACGUGCGGAAGACGCUCUUGCGGUGAUCAACGCUCAGAAGGCCACCCUUCGUGAAGCUCGAUGGCGGCAAAAGGAGAUCAAGCUCGGUAGACAGUUCUACCCCAAAGGCGGCAAAGGUGGGUCCAGCUCGAAGGGAGGUUCGGGCAAGGGCGCCAUCCAGUGCUUCCGAUGUGGGGGUAACCACCGAGUUGCUGAGUGCCCCCAAAGGGAGAAGAACCAACAAGCCAAUUUUGCUGAGGCCACCGAGUUCGCCUUCUCAGCCGACGAUGUUGAGGAGGUAGCCUUCCAUGCUCCCGCCGAGCAAGGCCACGACAACAACAACCUGGUAGAGCACACCAUGGGAGUGAUUGAUUGUGGGGCAACAUCCUCGCUAGGGUCGAUUGAGGCUCUGGAGGCCGUGGCAGAGAAGAACCUUCGAGAUCUCGGUGACAGCAAAAUCCUAGUGGAUACCCAGCGGAAGCCAGUGUUCCGAUUCGGCAACGGCCAACGGAAGACUUGUCAGCCAAUCCUUGUCUCCCGGAAGGCACUUCGUGCCCUCGGCGCGGUGAUCGACUUUCGGAGCAACAAAGUGAUCUAUCAGAAUGUGGAUCCAUCGAGAGUGGUGUCCCUUCAGGAGGCACCGAAUGGACACCAGUUGAUGCCCAUGACGGGGGACUUCCUGGCUGGUGCUGAGGUGAGGGGCGUGCCCUUUAACGGUCUGCUAGGGGAGUAG
Symbiodinium pilosum is the source of this 1785-nucleotide messenger RNA. The record is from the annotation of a GenBank genome assembly. Lineage: Eukaryota; Dinophyceae; Suessiales; Symbiodiniaceae.